AUGCAACUUCAACAUGCAAUUGAUCAUGACAAAGCUAGAAAAAAUGAUAUAUAUAAAUUUUACACCAAAAUUGUAUCUUUCUGUAAUGAAGAUGGAAUACUGGUUGUUUCAUUUCCUCUUGUUGAAGAUGUUGAAGAAAGCUUACUUGUUGAUCCAGAUAAUGAAUUGGCUGCUGAUGAGCUUUAA
Molecule: messenger RNA, 186 nt
Organism: Dentiscutata heterogama
Lineage: Eukaryota; Fungi; Glomeromycota; Glomeromycetes; Diversisporales; Gigasporaceae
Source: the annotation of a GenBank genome assembly